Molecule: messenger RNA, 204 nt
Organism: Clunio marinus
Lineage: Eukaryota; Metazoa; Arthropoda; Insecta; Diptera; Chironomidae
Source: the annotation of a GenBank genome assembly
AUGAAAAAUUAUGGUCUAGGAAAUGUUGAUGAACCUCAAAGAAUAUUUCAAACAUCAAGUUGGCAUUCAUAUUUAUAUCUGCUAAGUAUACUUUGCGUCAAAUGUUUCCGAUGCGACAGCACGUUUCUAGCAUUGCUGAAAGUUUUAAGGAAAUUAAGCAUAAGAAAUGAGGCUUACAUGGCGUUAUUAAUGAAGGAACUUUAA